Orbilia oligospora ATCC 24927 is the source of this 6786-nucleotide messenger RNA. RefSeq lists its product as uncharacterized. Gene Ontology annotation, biological process: secondary metabolite biosynthetic process; fatty acid biosynthetic process. Bases 1 to 6786 code for a protein of 2261 amino acids. The transcript has 10 exons. The record is from RefSeq and is a predicted model, not a curated record. NCBI's taxonomy places the organism in Eukaryota, Fungi, Ascomycota, Orbiliomycetes, Orbiliales, Orbiliaceae. Gene Ontology annotation, molecular function: zinc ion binding; 3-oxoacyl-[acyl-carrier-protein] synthase activity; oxidoreductase activity.
AUGGCGGCAGAAAAUUGCCAGAAGCCUAUUUUGGCAGUAGAGCCUCUCGCAAUUAUCGGAUUUUCGUUUAGGUUCCCCUCUGGAGUCGAAGAUCCAGAUUCUUUGUGGAAGACACUGGUGAAUGGUGAAGUUGCCCUAAAGGAUGUGCCAGAGAACAGAUUCAACGUUGCGAAUUUUAGAAAUAUACGGGCUGCUGGGAGUACUGAUCAGAAACCCAAAGGCUACCACAUUGGCGGUGACAUAACCGCGUUUGAUGCCCCAUUUUUCUCAAUAACAGCCGAGGAGGCAAUGGCAAUGGACCCCCAACAGCGGAUACUACUUGAAAGCUCCUACCACGCACUUGAGAAUGGUGGCGUCACCCUAGCAGAGGCUAGCGGAAGUCGGACUUCGGUGCAUGUUGGCGCCCUAUCUAUGGAUUAUCUUCUCGCUAGCUCUAGGGAGCCCGAGUCCGCCGCUAAGUACACAAGUACCGGCACGGAAGAUAGUAUCCUAGCGAAUCGACUUAGUUGGUUCUUUAACUUGAAGGGACCGAGUUUGACGGUUAAAACUGCAUGCUCAAGCAGCCUUGUUGCAAUGGACAUAGCAUGUCAACUACUAUCAGCGAGAAAGACAGAUAUGGCACUCGUUGCCGGAUCGGGUCUUAUUCAUUCGCCAGAUUUUCAUACGUACCUAGGGAAUAUGGGAUUUCUGUCGCCAGAUUAUAGAUGUCAUAGUUUCGACUCCCGGGGAAAUGGGUACGCUCGCGCAGAAGGAUUUGGAGUAAUUAUUAUGAAACGUUUGUCGGAUGCGGUUCGGGAUGGUAAUACCAUUCGUGCCGUGAUCCGCUCAAGCGCAAGCAACUCAGACGGCCAUACCCCGGGUAUAACUCAACCAAGUGGAGAAUCGCAGCUCGCUCUGAUUAGAGAGACCUAUGAGAGAGCUGGGCUGUCGAUGGAACCAACCCGGUUUUGCGAAGCUCAUGGGACUGGCACGGUGGUUGGGGAUCCAAUCGAAUCGCAUGCUAUUGGGGCCGCAUUUCGUGGCGUUCGUAGUGAUGACGACCCUAUUCACAUUGGGGCACUAAAAUCGAACUUUGGACACAUGGAAGCUACUAGUGGAAUCGCGGGCAUUAUUAAAACGAUUCUUGUCCUCGAAAAAGGUAUUAUACCGCCAAUUGCAGACCUUGAGGAACUAAACCCUGCUAUUGAUCAUGAAUAUUACCGACUCAAGUUUCCCGUCGAACCUACUCCGUGGCCUAGUCAAGGAUUGCGUAGGGCUUCUGUCAACUCUUUCGGCUUCGGAGGAACCAACGCGCAUAUUGUCAUGGACGAUGCCUAUAAUUCUCUGAUCGAAUAUGGACUUGAAGGGCUCCAUAAUACUAGUACAAUCCCGUCAAUCACGAAUGAAAUAACCACUCCUAGUAGUGAGGACCCAGGAUACGAGACAUCAAGCCCUGUCGCCGAUACUCAGAAAACUAGGUCUGAAAUCGCAAGCGAUGGGUUCAAUGUGAAACUCGAAGCUCCAGCUGCAAAGUUUAGGCCACAGCUUAUAACUUUAUCCGCAGCUGAUCGCGAGGGUACAAAGCGUAUCGGAGAACUAUACAGUGAAUAUUUGAAGAUCUCGGUUCGAAAUUCUAAGUCCGCAAUGGAUAUGUGCAAACGCCUUGCGUUCACCUUGGAUAAGCGAGAUACCCUUGAGUGGAAAUCGUAUGCAGUUGUUAAUUCUCUGGAAACUUUGACGUCGAUUAACAGCGUACUAUCCUUACCCAAACGUUCAUUCGCAAAACCGUCUCUUGCAUUUGUUUUCACCGGGCAAGGCGCACAAUACGCACAGAUGGGGUUGGAUCUCAUGCAGUAUGAUGUUUUUGUGCGAAGUAUUCAACAGUCCUCGCAAUAUCUUGCCGAGCUUGGAUGUCUAUGGGAUCUAGAAGAAGAAAUGUUCAAGAACGCCUCAACGUCUCGGAUGAAUGACCCCGAUAUCAGUCAACCAGGAAGCACUGCCCUUCAAAUUGCGCUUGUCGACCUCCUAGAACACAUCGGUUUGAAACCAGCGGUUGUCCUCGGACAUUCUUCAGGAGAAGUAGCUGCUGCCUACUGUAAGGGUGCGCUUUCCCAUAAAAGCGCGAUGAAAAUAGCCUAUUUCAGAGGCAUGGGCGGAGCCGCAGCAUCGAAAGAUCCAAGCAGUAAUGGUACUAUGAUGGUCGUUGGCCUCGGAGAAAAGGAGACCCUUCCUAUUAUCAACCAUCUCUCGAGUAAAGGUUAUAACGAUCUCCAUAUAGCAUGCAUCAACAGCCCUAGAAAUGUGACUAUUGCUGGUGACGUUGGUCAUAUCGAAGCGCUGAAAGUAACGCUGGAGGCUCAACAUCCUAAUGUGUUUGCGCGUCAGCUUAAGGUUUCAUGCGCAUACCAUUCACCGCAUAUGAAAAAUGUGGCCAAAGAAUACUUCUCGAGAGCUGGGUCUCUGGAAUCACGCCAUGAAAAGAACUUAAUACCGAUGAUAUCCUAUCUAAAUGGGGAGGAGGUUUUGAGUGCCUGUCUUCAGGGGUUAGACUAUUGGGUAACGAAUAUGUGCUCUCCGGUAAACUUUGUGAAGAGUGCUCUUGCACUCGACCGAUUGGCUCUACCCGGAAAAACCCGAAAUACAAAACUCGAUUUACGGCACCGAAAAGCGAUCACCGUUACAAAUAUAUUGGAAAUUGGCCCUCACAGUGCCUUAAAGACCUUGCUUCGGGAUACGAUAAAGACAUUUGAAUCUGUUCAGGAUAUCCAGUACGAUUCAGUUUUAGUUCGUGGCACACCUAGCUUAAAUUCUUUCCUCCAAGCAAUGGGCAGCCUGAAAUGUUCCGGAUUUCACAUUGAUUCAUCCUACGUGAAUAAUAAUGGUCCUAGACUUGCCCCGAUCGUUGACCUCCCAUCAUAUCCGUUUUUACGUACACGGUCCUACUGGAAGGAGAAUCGACGAAGUCAAAUCGAAAGAUCUCGAGCUUUCAAACCCAAUGAGAUUUUGGGAAUCCCCACCCCCGAUUCUCAUCCACAUUUUGCUUGUUGGCGAAACUACUUAAGCCGAUCCAAGUCUGACUGGAUCGAGGACCACAUCAUUGGAAACUCGGUCAUCUAUCCUGGAGCAGGUAUGAUAACUAUGGCGAUUGAGGCGCUCAACCAGUAUGUUCGGGACUUUCAUAAAGCUAUACCUACAGGUUUUCAUCUUAAGGACGUUAAGUUCCUUACAUCGAUGCAAAUACCUAAACCACCGGAAUCUUUGGAAACCAUGACACAAGUGCGGCCAGUUGGAGACGGUAUUCUAACGCCUGAUUCUUGGUUUGAGUUUACCAUUAUUUCCCAUGAAUCCGGACACUGGAAAAAAAAUUGUCAGGGGUCUAUUCGAGCGGAGUUUAAGAAUGAGAAUCACGACGACGAGAGGCUCAAGCCCGUCGUUGGCUCGUCACCUCACGAGGUGCCAAUAUCCAAAUUUUACGAGGCUCUCUUUCAAGCAGGGUAUGGCUUUGGGCCAGGGUUUCAAAGAAUCAGGAAGCUUGAGUGGUCCGUACCAAGACAAACUCACGGACUAAUAGACGCAUACAAACAGCCAAAUUCCCAAGAGAACGAUUCUCGUGCCGGAGCACUCGAAUCGGCACAAAUUAUACACCCGACAACUCUGGAUGCCUUGCUGCAGUUACCACUUGCUAAUGUUAUUCGAGAAAGUCCUACUUCCAUGCCAACUCUAGCGCCUACUAAGUUGAGGAAACUUUGGAUUUCAGGCGCCGGGUUGAACCGCAACGCUAGAACUUUAUCUGCCACUGCUUGGACAGACUCCCAUACAUAUCGUGGAGUCAAAGCAUCCGUAGCUGUUGUUGACGCAGAGAACAAUACAAGAAUUCUGUAUUCAGGGCUUGAGAUGAUAAGAGUUUCAGGUGGUGAUGGCGCUACUGGGGAAGUAGCAGCGUCGGCAAACCUUCACACAUGUUGGGCGCAAAGCUGGGAAACCUUCAUAAGCAAUUCAACCGACAGCCCUAGUGCCAUUUCUGGGGACAUUGCCAGCAGUGUGAAGCCAAAAUUUAUCGAGAUACACGUUCAUAACCCUUCGGUAGGGAUCAAAGAGCUUGCCAAUGCCCUAAGAUCAAAGUUACAAGAAGGAAAGUCCACUACUUGCGAAAUCCUGAAUUCCAUGGAUACCGCAACACUCGAAAGUUCAACGGCGGAUCUCAAAAUCGUGCUCUGGGAUGUCGAUAGGCCAUCCGUACUAUUCGAUCUCAACGAAGAGCAAUUAUUUAUGAUACAGAGGGCAUUGAGUGGAAGACAAGAUAUUCUAUGGAUCCAGACAUUUGAUGUUCUUUCAGAGAAUUUCAGUUCUGAGCACCUAAUUGAUGGUCUUUCCAGAGUGGUCCGGGAAGAACAGGCUUUAACCAACUUUGCGACGCUCAAAACAGGUAGUGUAGAGGCGUCUGCCCGCGUUCAAGCCAUUUCAAAAGUCGCCCAGGUCAUCCUCUCGUCCACGGAUAGUCUGAAUACUCCGCAGACCUACCGGGAGUCAAAUGGAGACAUCCAAUUCCUCAAGCUAACAGAGCUUCCCGAAUUAACACGGUCAUUGCAAUUGGCCCGACCAGAUCCCAUACCUGCGCCGGCACGGUGGGAUAGUGAGACACCUAUGAGGAUAUAUGUAGGCUCACCGGGUGUAUUAGAUACCAUACACUUCAUCGAAGACGAGACCCACGGUUUAAACCUUCAAGAUAACGAUGUCGAGGUGGAAGUUAAAUCUGUUGGCUUGAAUUUCAAAGAUUGUUUGAUCGCCUUAGGUGCUUUAGAUGAAAACAGCAUCGGUCAAGAACUUUCCGGCAUUGUUACGCGCAUUGGCCCGGACACUGAAGGACAUGGGCUGAAACCUGGGGACCGGGUUUGUGGAUUCGCUCAAAAUGCUUAUAGAACAUUCUACCGUAACCGCGGCAGCAGCUUUUCUCGAAUCCCUGGCAAAGGAGAUAAUAUAAUGUCCUUUACAGAGGCUGCUUCCAUACCCAUCAAUUUUGCUACGGCAUGGCAUUCAUUACGAUAUAUCGCUCAACUAUCUGCCGGAGAAACCGUAUUAAUUCACUCUGCUGCAGGUGGUACCGGUCAGGCUGCGGUACAAAUUGCCAAACAUCUCGGGGCUAUCGUGUUUGCCACCGUCGGAACUCAGGAUAAACGGGAGAUGCUAACUUCUAAAUAUGAUAUCCCACCAACCCACAUCUUCAGCAGUCGAGAUUCUACAUUUACAAAAGAGGUAAUGCGCCUAACAGGUGGCCAAGGAGUCGACGUAAUUUUCAACUCACUCCCCGGUAAGAUUUUAUUUAGCUCCUGGGAUUGUAUUGCUCCCUUCGGCCGCUUUAUCGAAAUUGGGAAAAAGGAUAUUCAGGCGCAGAGCGGACUUCCAAUGGGGCAAUUCGAGAAUAAUUGCUCCUUUAAUGCUAUUGAUCUAGGCCAUAUGUUUUUACAGAGGCCCAAGAAGGUUACAAGAUUAAUUAAUGAAGUUCUUGAAAACUUCGAAGCGGGUGUCUUCCAUACUGUGCACUUCAUUCACACGUAUAAGAUUUCGAACCUUGUUGAGGCUUUUCGUCUGAUGCAAGCUGGCAAAUCGACGGGAAAAAUCGUGGUCAAUAUGGAGUCGAUGGAUGAAGUACAAGCAAUCGUAAAACCCAAGCAAAGAUCAUCAUUUAAUAUAGAAGCUUCCUACGUAAUCGUUGGCGGCUUGGGAGGACUUGGGCGUGAUGUGGCCCGUUGGAUGGCAGCGAGAGGGGCGAAGAACCUCAUUCUGCUUUCUCGAUCAGGUCCACAUACGGCGGAAGCCUUGAAGUUAAUAGAAGACCUACAGGCGCAAGGCGUAGCCUGCUUCACCCCAGCAUGCGAUAUCUCCGAUCACAAAGCUUUGGAGGCAACCAUAAACUCGCUCACAGGAGCUAUGCCGCCUAUUAAGGGUUGUAUACAAGCUAGUAUGGUCCUCAAGAGUUCUAUAUUCGCCAACAUGACACAUUUAGAGUGGACUUCAACGAUUGCCCCUAAGGUUGCUGGGAGUUGGAAUCUUCACUGUCUUCUACCCAAGGAUAUGGAUUUUUUCAUAUUCCUAUCCUCCUUUCAGGGUCUCACUGGCGCUAGAACCCAGGGCAAUUAUGCGGCUGCGAACACUUAUAUGGAUGCCUUAGCCCAGCAUCGCGUAGCUCACGGUCUGAAGGCCAUGUCAUUGCAACUUGGUCUCAUGGAUGAGGAUGGAUAUUUGGCAGAACAUCACGAGCAAAAGGAAAUGAUGCUCGCUCUCAACUCAUGUAUCCCGGUACGGCGGUCAGAGUUCCACGCUCUACUAGAUUAUUAUCUUGCUCCCGACGCAACCGCCGUCCAAUCCGACCAAGCGGUAAUGACCUUAGGCCUCAACCUUCUCCAUAUAGAUCCAGAAUCCGACCCCUUCGGAACAAGUUGGGGACGAAAUCCUAUGUUCCAGAAUCUGCGUCGUCUUACAAAAUCUGAAACCUCAAACUCAUCGCCAGAAAAGAACAUUACCACCCGAUUUGCUACAGCGGCAGGUGAUAAGGAAGCUACUGAAGUAGUACUCGCGGCAUUUAUCGAGAGAAUCGCAUCUACUAUAGCUGGUGUAGAUCCGCAAGAUAUCGAUCAUAGUAAGCCAGUUCAGGCGUACGGAAUUGAUUCACUACAGACGAUGGAGCUGAGAAGCUGGUUUUUGAGAUAUUUUAAAUCAGAUGUACCGACUUUUAAAAUUAUUGGGGCAGCAAGUUUGACAGAUUUGGUACAGAUUGUUGUAACUCGAAGCAGUUUGAGAACAAAAUAG